UUCACUAUUAGUUCCCAGUUUUAUCACAACUAGAGUCAAACUCAAGUUUACAGCAAAGGGGUACGACCAAGUCUUUUAUUAAAUUUCAUAUUCAAAUCCGUUUUAUUUUAUAUUUAUCGUAUAUAAAUGGUUUCACAUUAAUUUUGACUUUUAUUCGUUAUUUAAUGACAUCCCAUUGUCAUCAGAGAAAUUGCGUUCGAUCGAAUUAAUUUAAAAGUAAUACAGUAUCAUACGCAGUCUCGUAGCCGUUGAUUUGUGUAUCUGUUCUCCUUCGAUUGCGCGGCGAAUCAACCGCUUAUUGUUUCGUAGUUUUGCGUGCGUGGAAAUCGGCCUUCACGUUUUACUCGAACGAAUUGUUUCAAAGUACCAUCAUUUAUUAAGUAUCACCAUGAAUUGACGUCUGAUCAGACUACACGAGGCGCACGUGUUUUUGAAGACUAAUUUCUUCGUGUACAGAAUUCCUCCAAUCUAAUCGUAUUACCGUGGAAAACGCGUUUAUGUUCUGAUGAAAUAAAAUAAAAUCGACCAAAAAGUCAUUGAAGCAAUUUCCCAGAGCGCGAUUAAACGAAUCCUCAUAUUAACAAUGUAUCAAAAACUAAAACUGGAGGUCGAGUAUCUCACGGAGCAGCAUCUUACCGGCUUCGAAAAUUAUAAAUAUAAUUCUGUGGAUACAAGUCCUCUGAGCGUGUAUGUUAUGCACCCUUUUUGGAACAAAGUUGUUCAGUACUGUCCAAAAUGGGUUGCUCCAAAUGUACUAACUUUUUCUGGAUUUCUUUUCACUGUUUUAAAUUUUACUCUAUUUGCGAGUUAUGAUUAUUAUUUUUAUGCAUCAAGCAAUGAUAAACCUCAAUAUCCUCCUAUCCCAAGGUGGAUUUUUGCCUUAGGUGCAUUUAAUGUGUUUAUGGCAUAUACACUUGACGGUAUAGAUGGAAAACAAGCACGGCGUACACAGACUUCUGGUCCCUUAGGAGAAUUAUUCGAUCAUGGGUUAGAUAGUUGGACUACUAUGCUCAUCACUGUUUGUAUGUUUUCUGUGUUUGGCAGGACAGAUCACAGUGUGUCUCCAUUGAGAAUGUAUUUUAUUCUGUGGAAUGUGUUUAUUAAUUUCUAUCUAACUCAUUGGGAAAAGUAUAAUACAGGAGUAUUAUUUCUUCCCUGGGGAUAUGAUCUAUCUAUGGUAGGUACUAUUGUCGUCUUUAUUAUAACAAGUAUAGGAGGACAUAGAGCUUGGAAAUUUAUACUACCAGGUGGUAUACCAGUUGGAGUGAUGUUCGAAUUGUUGCUUUAUGUUACUGCAAUUGUAUCUAGUUUACCUGUAGUUCUCUGGAAUAUAUACAAGUCAUACAGGGACAAGACUGGUAAAAUGCGAACAUUCCUAGACGCUAUAAGACCUUUAAUACCUUUGGCAGUAUUCUUUGCAAUUUCAACAAUUUGGGUUGUUCAUUCCCCGACUAAUAUUAUAGAGAAAGAUCCCCGAGUCGUUUUCUUCAUUAUAGGAACCAUUUUUUCAAAUAUAUGUUGCCGUUUGAUUGUUUCACAAAUGAGCAACACUAGAUGCGAGCUGCUGUCAUGGAUAUUGUUACCUGUAGCGAUCGCAGCAGCUUUCUCAUUUAUCUUGCCUAACACUGAUCUGGAAGCCACGUACAUUGUUGCCAUUGUAGCUUUAUUAGCACAUAUACAUUAUGGAACUUGCGUGGUACGUCAGAUGUGUCGUCACUUCCGUAUCCAUACAUUCCGUAUCAAAGAUCGUACUGAUUGACUACUUGCCGACGAUACAUGUUAAAAACGAAGAACAAGUUAGAGCAAAGUAUUGAAUACAGGGCAGACAAACGUAAGGCAAACGAUAUAAUGUAAACGAACUUCAUCAAAUUUCAAAUGUCACGACUGAAAUGGUGCCUAAACAACCAUUUCUUCAAAACAAGUAUCAAAAAUACUGGCUAUGACUUUUGAACAAUACAUUUAAACGUGUCACGACCGCUGAUCACAAUGCUGACAAACAGUACCUGUUAAGUAAUCUUAUUUUUUGUUUGCAGAGGUAAAGUCCUUUAAAUUUCAUACUGCUGUGAUAUAGUUACGGAAUCAUUCGCUAGUUUGUUUCGUACGAUCCUUUGCUCAUGUCUAUGAAUUUAGAGACUUACCGUCCCUUUACGUUGUCUUUUUGUGUUCUGUGCUUAAUUCCACGUGUAUAUUUUUUUUUAAGACGCAUAACAUCUUAUUAUUCGUGGAUUUCGUUUUUAAUAUGUAUUGUCUGUGCAGUAAAAAGUUGCGUUUGCUCAGUUUUAUUAUGUGACAAAUAAUUUGUUUCCUUUAUAGAUUUUUCUUUGUGAAGCAUCUUUCAAAGGAAAAAUAAUUUUACAUUGCAUAAAAAUUCUGAGUAAGCUAAAGCAAUAAGUGAAAGGUUAAAGGAGACAAAACGUAACGUCAGUGAACAUUUGUAAUAGGAAUUUGUAAUUUUGUGUGAGAAUGCAUGUGUGUGUUACUGUAUUCAUACAUUAAUUGAUAUCGUUAAACUGAAAAUUUUUGCAAUUAAUAUACAAAACCUUUCAUUGUCAUAACGAACAAUGAAAAAGAAUAAUACUAAAAAGUCAAUUCCUAAAUCCAGAAAGAACAGUGGACUUUGUAUUUUUGUCACCAGACGAGUGGCGCAAAAAUUAUUUAACAAAAGACAUCGAUGAAUAUUUCAUACUUUUUCUUUUUUUGAAAGUAAUUUAAAUU
Megachile rotundata (alfalfa leafcutting bee) is the source of this 2715-nucleotide messenger RNA. RefSeq names its product ethanolaminephosphotransferase 1. Gene Ontology annotation, biological process: phosphatidylethanolamine biosynthetic process. Gene Ontology annotation, molecular function: ethanolaminephosphotransferase activity. Gene Ontology annotation, cellular component: endoplasmic reticulum membrane; Golgi apparatus. NCBI's taxonomy places the organism in Eukaryota, Metazoa, Arthropoda, Insecta, Hymenoptera, Megachilidae. The record is from RefSeq and is a predicted model, not a curated record.